CCGUGACUCAAACCGCUGUCAUGUGACGAAUGUUUUUGUGGAGUCGUUUCCGCAUUCAGUGGCUGAUUUUCGCCGUGUCAUGUGAACUCAAACCUUUGCAGUGGUUUAAUUUCCACCCCCCUGGGAAUCUUCAUCGAGGUCCAGAAGGAGUACCCGCCGCUCCAGAGCUCCUUCCAGCGGGUUCGCUGAGAGACUUGGGUCCGGGGCGGUCAGCCAUGGCGGACGAGGAGCGGUCACCGCUGCUGCCCGAGCAGCAGUACGCGGCCAACGGCUUCUUCCCGCGGAGAAACUCCGGUGGAUAUCCACAGAGUAUCGUGCCGUUCCCCAGCUACGUGCCGCCCAGUGAAGCUCCGCCCCCGUACUCGCCCCAGGGCAGCCCAGACAGCAGCAGCGCCCCGGUCAUCAGCUGCCGGGUCUGUCAGACGGCCAUCUCUGUGGAGGGAAAGACGCAUCAGCAUGUGGUGAAGUGCAGCAUCUGCAACGAAGCCACGCCGAUAAAGAACGCUCCCGUUGGAAAGAAGUACGUCCGCUGUCCGUGUAACUGUCUGCUGAUCUGCAAAGUCACGUCCCAGAAGAUCGCCUGUCCACGGCCGUACUGUAAGCGCGUCAUUAACCUGGGACCAGUCCACAUCGGCAGCGACAGUCCAGAACCGCGGCGCCAACCCGUCGGGCUCAGGGUCAUCUGCGGACACUGCACCAACACAUUCCUGUGGACAGAGAUUUCAGACCGGACUUUGGCCCGAUGUCCACACUGCCGAAAAGUUUCUUCAGUUGGGCGGCAGUACCCGAGGAGGAGGAGCUGGCUGUGUUUCCUGCUCUUUGUUGUUCUGGCAGCAUCCACCACUGGACUUUUGGUUGGUACGUGGAAGCCGGCGCAGCACUCAAAGGGCAUCUACGUGUCGUGGGCGCUGCUGAUGGUGUUAGCUCUCUUUACCUUGAUAAGAACCAUGUACUGGAGGUGUUUUAAGAUCAGCGACCCCGUGUCCAACAUCACAUAGACGGACCGUUCAGGAGCUGAAAGAGGGAAUCGGUUCCUGUCGCAGGAGCAGGAGCACACAAGACGAGUGGUAAACGAUGUGAGGGUCGGUGUGGAAACCGUGGAAUGACGGGACGGGAAAGCUAACUGGAUUUAGAGUAAUUAAAAAUACCUUUCCUGUGCUAUACUGGGAUUACAGAAAUAAAAGCUGCUAGUUGUCCAAAAACAACACUGAGA
This is a messenger RNA of Poecilia reticulata (guppy), 1213 nucleotides long. RefSeq names its product type I phosphatidylinositol 4,5-bisphosphate 4-phosphatase-B-like. Gene Ontology annotation, cellular component: lysosomal membrane; plasma membrane; late endosome membrane. The record is from RefSeq and is a predicted model, not a curated record. Gene Ontology annotation, biological process: phosphatidylinositol dephosphorylation. Lineage: Eukaryota; Metazoa; Chordata; Actinopteri; Cyprinodontiformes; Poeciliidae. Gene Ontology annotation, molecular function: phosphatidylinositol-4,5-bisphosphate 4-phosphatase activity.